Pecten maximus is the source of this 3933-nucleotide messenger RNA. RefSeq names its product cysteine-rich protein 2-binding protein-like. The transcript has 18 exons. The record is from RefSeq and is a predicted model, not a curated record. Gene Ontology annotation, molecular function: acyltransferase activity, transferring groups other than amino-acyl groups. Bases 46 to 2688 code for a protein of 880 amino acids. NCBI's taxonomy places the organism in Eukaryota, Metazoa, Mollusca, Bivalvia, Pectinida, Pectinidae.
UAAACACUUCACUGAAAACGAAAACAGAAAACAGCGUGAACAGUAAUGGCAAUGGAAGAAAAAGGGAUUUGUUACUGUGGCGAAAAGAAUAUUGAAGCAGACAUUCCAACACUUGUUUGUGCUCGGUGUCGUGGAAACUUUCAUUUAGAGUGCCUGAAAUCAGGUUCCCCCUCUUCACUUGUCGGAGAUGUAUUCUUUGAUUUCACAUGUGCAAAAUGUGGAGAAAAACAUGAAGAAGUGGUGGAAAGGAUGAAAAUGCAAUGGACACAGGUGGUACUGCUGGCUCUCUAUAACCUACAGCUGAGUGGUAAAGUGGGGAAAUUUGGCUACUACAGAUGGAAGGAACAUAUCUGUGCCUUCAUUGACAAGUAUUGGCUGGUUCUUUUUGGGAAUCACAGGAAGAAGACAAACUUGUGGCAUGGUACAGUGGCUGGUACACUGUCUUCGGGAUGUCCUCAUCACUUUGUAUCAGGAGCCAAGGAGCUAGGGGAGUCUGGCUGGUGGAGGCUCGCAGAGAUAAAACCUCCUAAUCACAAACUAAUGACCUCCUCCAGCAGGACAGGACGACGGCGUGUUAGUCAUCCUCUUCCUCCACAGGACCCUGGCACUAUGAUGAAGGUCGAAGGACUCCGAAAUAGGAGAGGCAAAACUUCGAUUGAGGCUGCAAUGGAGUUAAAGGCCAAGAGAGAAACACUGUUGGAGGCAAAGGAAAUCAGGAAGGCUAAACAAUCCCCAAUACAGAGCCAUGCUGGUCACCUGAUCCAUGUGGAUAUCAAACAGGAACUGGGGGAAGUGUCUGGGAAAUUCAUCCCUCUGGAAAGCACUCUGGGAAUGCUGACACCUACAGGGCCUGUGGCUGGCCAGAGUUUCCAGUCAGUCUUUACCCAAAACAUUAAACAAGAACCUAUUGAACCAAGCUUUUUUUCAACACAGAGGUCAGGUUCAUCACAAAGUCAGAGUUCUUUUACAUUCUCUCCUGGAUCAUCUCAAGUGUCAAACCUUUCAAUGACCCAGAGUACUAGUCUGAGUAACAUAUCUUCAUCUGGAUCAGUCAGUGGGUCGUUCAAGGGAGAUAUUGACGAAGAUAGCCAAUUCUCUCACAGCAGUAGCAAGAAUGACAUGUGGUUGACUGAGCAUGAUCUCAAGGCUGAUUCCAGUCUCCCCAAUUUGUUGAUGACGGAUGACAUGGAUAAUGUGGACUCGGACAGUGACCUUGAGAUUGAUCCUGGCACGAUAACUCCACCUCCUGGGUCACCAUCUGAUCAGAUUCAACCAGAUUCACCUACGAUCCAGGAUAUCCUCAUGUCUAUAGGCUCCAGAGACGAUAUGAGUCUGGACAUGGAUUCUAAUAUCUUUGGAAAUCAAUCUGAAGAUUCUCUCAGUUGUCAAGGAUAUAAAGAAGAUAUUUCAAACAGUAGCCAUAGCAAUAAAGAAGUAGAAUCUGAGGAAAGUCGGGGAGUGAGCCAACAGGAAGUGAUGAGUGAUACAAACAUGGACAUACAUAGUGGUCAGUUAGAUAACACUAAUACAGGAGUAGUCAAGGAGGAUGAGGAUCAAUCUGUAGUGGACUCUGAAAGUGAAAAGGAAAGUGAAAGUGAAAGUAGCUCUUCUGAAGGUUCUGAUUCAGCAACAGCUGUACAAAGUGAAAGUAGACCAAAACGAAAGCGGAAAAAGGCAAAGGCGGUUGAUGAAACAAAAGAGGAAGAGACUUCACCUCCUAUAAAGGUAGUACUGAUGAGUUUGUAUGAGGAGCGACAAUUGCUGAAGAAAAUUAACAAUGUGGCAGAUGGAGUUGAGCUUGCACCAGAACUGAAGAGACUGCGACGCAAGCUUAUAGUCAGACAGCUGAAGCGUGAAAGAGGUGUGCCUAUAUUUGAUAUUGACAUGGAGAUGAAUAGACUAGCUCGAACAUGCUGGGGUGGAGACUGGGAGGAACAAAAAGAUCUGAACCAGCAUGGUUUGGCACCACACAGACUACGACCAGGGGAUGUCAGGAUACUGGACAGAUUCCAGACUACAGUCCAAGGGCGUCAAGCAUGGCAGCAGCAACAACCAUCUUUUCUCAACCGCCUGGUGGGUACAGAGGAUGACCAGCUACAGUGCAUCAGUAGUCCAUAUACUGCCAGAAUUCUCAAGCCAUUCAUCCGCCGUGACUAUGAAUCUCAACCCCUCAAGAUGAGACUACUGGAGGAAAUUAAAGCAUACCCACACAGACAUGACAAGACAUGGAAGCCUGCCCCACCUCCCUCUAUAGACUAUUGCUAUGUGAGACCCCAACAUAUUCCCUCUGUCAAUACUCUUUGUCGAGAAUUCUUCUGGCCAGGCAUUGACUUGUCUGAGUGUUUACAGUAUCCAGAUUUCAGCUGUGUUGUGUUGUUCAGGAAAAUUGUGAUUGGAUUUGCAUUCAUGGUGCCUGAUGUAAAGUACAAUGAAGCGUAUAUAUCAUUUCUCUUUACCCACCCCGAGUGGAGACGGGCUGGCAUUGCCAAAUUUAUGCUUUAUCAUCUCAUACAGACAUGUCUGGGUAAGGAUGUCAACCUACAUGUGUCUGCCACCAACUCAGCCAUGUUACUCUACCAACAUUAUGGAUUCAAACCUGAGGAGUUUAUACUGGACUUUUAUGAUAAAUAUUACCCUGAAGAUUCAAGGGAGUGUAAACAUGCCUUCUACCUUAGACUGAGGAGAUAGUAGAGACUCAGACACGUAGUAAACUACCUCACACACAGGGGGUACGGUAUGUAUUAGAGGGUGAUACCCCACUACAUAGACCUCACACACAGGGGGUACAGUAUGUAUUAGAGGGCGAUACCCCACUGCAUAGACCUCACACACAGGGGGUACAGUAUGUAUUAGAGGGCGAUACCCCACUGCAUAGACCUCACACACAGGGGGUACAGUAUGUAUUAGAGGGCGAUACCCCACUGCAUAGACCUCACACACAGGGGGUACAGUAUGUAUUAGAGGGCGAUACCCCACUACAUAGACCUCACACACAGGGGGUACAGUAUGUAUUAGAGGGCGAUACCCCACUGCAUAGACCUCACACACAGGGGGUACAGUAUGUAUUAGAGGGCGAUACCCCACUGCAUAGACCUCACACACAGGGGGUACAGUAUGUAUUAGAGGGCGAUUCCCCACUACAUAGACCUCACACACAGGGGGUACAGUAUGUAUUAGAGGGUGAUGACCUCACACACAGGGGUACAGUAUGUGUUAGAGGGCGAUACCCCACAACAUAGACCUCACACACAGGGGGUACAGUAUGUAUUAGAGGGUGAUACCCCACUACAUAGACCUCACACACAGGGGGUACAGUAUGUAUUAGAGGGUGAUGACCUCACACACAGGGGUACAGUAUGUAUUAGAGGGUGAUGACCCCACUACAUAGACCUCACACACAGGGGGUACAGUAUGUAUUAGAGGGUGAUACCCCACUAGAUAGACCUCACACACAGGGGGUACAGUAUGUAUUAGAGGGUGAUGACCUCACACACAGGGGGUACAGUAUGUAUUAGAGGGCGAUACCCCACUACAUAGACCUCACACACAGGGGGUACAGUAUGUAUUAGAGGGUGAUGCCCCACUACAUAAUCCUCACACACUACAUAGACCUCACACACAGGGGGUACAGUAUGUAUUAGGGCGAUACCCCACUACAUAGACCUCACACACAGGAAGUACAGUAUGUGUUAGAGGGUGAUGACCUCACACACAGGAGGAACAGUAUGUAUUAGAGGGUGAUACCCCACUACACAGACCUCACACACAGGAGGUACAGUAUGUAUUAGAAGGUGAUGACCCCACUACACAGACCUCACACACAGGGGGUACAGUAUGUAUUAGAGGGUGAAACCCCACUACAUAGACCUCACACACAGGGGGUACAGUAUGUAUUAGAGGGCGAUACCCCACUACAUAGACCUCACACACAGG